AAUGAUUUAGUAACUCCUAGAUGAAAUGACUGUAGCUUCAGAAAAAUAAUAAAAGGAAAUGAAUAAAAUUAAUUAUAAACAUUAAAGAAGAACUAGAGAUGUAAUUAAUGCAGAAAAAUAAGAAAAAUUAGAAAAUAAAGAAAUAGAUGUUGGUUUACCAAGAAUUAAAGACAAAGAAGAAGUAUAUUAAGAAUUAAAAAGAAGAUUUAGAAUGGCAUGGAAAAGUAUUCUAUUUAUUCAUUUUUUUAAGGUCCUGGAUUCAAAAAUGAUGAAUUUACUAAAAUACCAACAUUAAAAGGUAAAAUAUUGAAUGAAUGGGAAAUAUUGAGAAUAAACUUAGCAGAGAGAAGUUAUAAGGCUCCAUAAGGUUUCACUUUUUUUCAAUGCUUUUAGGCUUCAAAGGAUUCAAAAUACCUAGUCAAUAUUAAGAGUUUUAAAAGCCAAAGACACCACCAGGAAUAAAGAAAUAAUUAGAUGAAUUCAAAUUAGAUUUUGAAGAUUUUGUUCAAAGGCCUAGCAAAUAUGGAAAAGUACAUGAAGAUGAAAUAUUAGAAAAAGUGAGGAUAAAUAACAAAGAACCAUUUAGAUUAACAAAUAGUGUUUAACAUAAUGAAUUUGGUUUUGACCCUCAUUUAACAUGGGAAGCAGAAAUGAAAAGAAAAUAAUCUAAUAGUAAAAAAUUAAAUAAAUGA
Paramecium pentaurelia is the source of this 692-nucleotide messenger RNA. The record is from the annotation of a GenBank genome assembly. NCBI's taxonomy places the organism in Eukaryota, Ciliophora, Oligohymenophorea, Peniculida, Parameciidae.